Enhydra lutris kenyoni (northern sea otter) is the source of this 6288-nucleotide messenger RNA. RefSeq names its product GTPase activating protein and VPS9 domains 1. The transcript has 25 exons. Gene Ontology annotation, molecular function: small GTPase binding; guanyl-nucleotide exchange factor activity. Bases 1 to 4383 code for a protein of 1460 amino acids. Gene Ontology annotation, cellular component: endocytic vesicle; cytosol. NCBI's taxonomy places the organism in Eukaryota, Metazoa, Chordata, Mammalia, Carnivora, Mustelidae. The record is from RefSeq and is a predicted model, not a curated record. Gene Ontology annotation, biological process: vesicle-mediated transport; regulation of GTPase activity.
AUGGUGAAGCUGGAUAUUCACACCUUGGCCCAUCACCUUAAGCAGGAACGCUUAUAUGUGAACUCUGAGAAACAGCUCAUUCAGAGGCUCAAUGCAGAUGUCCUUAAGACAGCCGAAAAGUUGUAUCGUACAGCAUGGAUUGCUAAGCAACAGAGAAUUAAUUUGGAUCGGCUUAUCAUAACCAGCGCUGAAGCUUCCCCUGCUGAAUGUUGCCAACAUGCCAAGAUUUUGGAAGAUACACAGUUUGUUGAUGGAUACAAGCAAUUGGGGUUUCAGGAGACUGCUUAUGGAGAAUUCUUGAGUCGAUUAAGGGAAAAUCCUCGUCUUAUUGCCUCCUCGUUGGUUGCUGGGGAGAAACUGAAUCAGGAGAACACACAAGGUGUUAUAUACACAGUUUUUACCUCCCUUUACGGCAACUGCAUCAUGCAAGAAGAUGAAAGCUACCUCCUUCAGGUUUUGAGAUACUUGAUUGAAUUUGAACUUAAAGAAAGUGACAACCCCAGGCGACUUUUGAGGAGAGGAACCUGUGCCUUCAGCAUCUUAUUUAAACUUUUUUCUGAAGGACUGUUUUCCGCCAAACUUUUCCUCACAGCCACUUUACAUGAGCCGAUCAUGCAGCUGCUUGUUGAAGAUGAAGACCACCUGGAGACGGAUCCAAACAAGCUGAUCGAUAGGUUCUCCCCGUUACAACAGGAAAAGCUCUUCGGAGAGAAAGGCUCAGAGAGAUUCAGGCAAAAGGUUCAAGAGAUGGUGGAUUCCAAUGAGGCCAAACUGGUGGCUCUGGUGAACAAGUUUAUUGGUUAUCUCAAGCAGAACACGUACUGCUUUCCACAUAGUUUGAGGUGGAUUGUGUCACAGAUGUACAAAACCCUCUCCUGUGUGGACAGACUGGAAGUUGGGGAGGUCAGGGCAAUGUGUACUGAUCUCCUCUUGGCCUGCUUCAUUUGUCCUGCAGUUGUCAAUCCAGAACAGUAUGGAAUAAUUUCUGAUGCUCCUAUUAAUGAAGUGGCAAGAUUUAAUCUGAUGCAGGUUGGCCGCCUUUUGCAGCAGUUGGCCAUGACCGGCUCUGAAGAGGGAGAUCCGCGGACAAAGAGCAGCCUUGGAAAAUUUGACAAAAGCUGUGUUGCUGCUUUUCUUGAUGUUGUGAUUGGGGGCCGUGCAGUGGAGACCCCUCCAAUGUCUUCCGUUAAUCUUCUGGAAGGAUUGAGCAGAACUGUGGUUUAUAUAACCUAUAGUCAGCUUAUUACUCUGGUGAAUUUUAUGAAGAGUGUGAUGUCUGGAGAUCAACUGAAAGAAGACAGGAUGGCUCUUGACAAUUUAUUGGCAAACCUGCCCCAGGCAAAGCCGGGGAAAAGCAGCAGUUUGGAAAUGACCCCGUAUAAUACUCCUCAGCUGUCUCCAGCAACCACUCCAGCAAAUAAAAAGAAUCGAUUGCCUAUAGCAACUCGAAGUAGAAGCCGCACCAAUGUGCUAAUGGACUUACAUAUGGACCAUGAAGGAUCAUCUCAAGAAACCAUCCAGGAAGUACAGCCAGAAGAGGUGUUGGUCAUUUCCUUAGGGACAGGUCCCCAGCUAACUCCAGGGAUGAUGUCAGAAAAUGAGGUCCUAAACAUGCAACUUUCAGAUGGAGGACAAGGAGAUGUCCCCGUCGAUGAAAACAAACUCCACGGUAAACCUGAUAAAACCUUGCGCUUUUCCCUCUGCAGUGAUAAUCUGGAAGGAAUAUCUGAAGGUCCGUCAAAUCGCUCUAAUUCGGUGUCCUCUCUAGACCUGGAAGGAGAGUCUGUAUCAGAACUUGGAGCAGGACCUUCUGGGAGUAAUGGAGUUGAAGCUCUCCAGCUAUUAGAGCAUGAACAAGCUACAACACAAGAUAAUCUUGAUGAUAAGCUAAGGAAGUUUGAAAUACGUGACAUGAUGGGACUGACAGAUGACAGAGAUAUAUCAGAAACAGUGAGUGAGACCUGGAGUACAGAUGUCUUGGGAAGUGAUUUUGACCCUAACAUUGAUGAAGAUCGCUUACAAGAAAUUGCAGGUGCAGCAGCAGAGAACAUGUUAGGCAGUUUACUGUGCCUGCCAGGUUCAGGGUCGGUGCUUCUUGACCCCUGCACUGGUUCUACCAUAUCAGAGACAACAAGUGAAGCUUGGAGUGUAGAGGUAUUGCCAAGUGAUUCAGAGGCCCCGGAUCUAAAGCAGGAGGAGCGUCUACAAGAGCUGGAGAGCUGCUCUGGACUAGGUAGCACGUCUGAUGAUACAGAUGUCAGGGAGGUCAGUUCCCGCCCCAGCACACCAGGCCUCAGUGUUGUGUCGGGCAUAAGUGCAACCUCUGAGGAUAUUCCCAAUAAGAUUGAAGACCUGAGAUCCGAGUGCAGCUCUGAUUUUGGGGGUAAAGAUUCUGUCACUAGUCCAGACAUGGAUGAAGUAACUCAUGGCGCCCACCAGCUGACCUCUCCUCCUUCUCAGUCCGAGUCUGUACUUGCCAUGUUUGAUCCGCUGUCUUCACAUGAAGGAGCUUCUGCUGUGGUAAGGCCAAAGGUUCAUUAUGCCAGGCCGUCGCAUCCACCACCAGAUCCCCCAAUCCUGGAAGGAGCUGUGGGAGGAAAUGAGGCCAGGUUGCCGAACUUUGGUUCCCAUAUGUUAACUCCAGCUGAAAUGGAGGCAUUCAAGCAAAGGCAUUCUUACCCAGAGAGAUUAGUUCGCAGCAGGAGCUCUGAUAUAGUAUCAUCUGUCCGGCGACCCAUGAGUGACCCCAGCUGGAACCGUCGUCCAGGGAAUGAAGAGCGAGAACUCCCUCCAGCCGCAGCCACUGGUGCUACUUCUUUGGUGGCUGCACCUCACUCAUCAUCUUCAUCCCCGAGUAAGGACUCCUCAAGAGGAGAGACUGAAGAACGCAAAGAUAGCGAUGAUGAGAAAUCAGACAGGAACAGACCUUGGUGGAGAAAACGUUUUGUUUCUGCCAUGCCUAAAGCUCCUAUACCAUUUAGAAAGAAAGAAAAACAAGAAAAAGACAAAGAUGAUGUGGGGCCUGACAGAUUCUCAACACUCACAGAUGAUCCCAGCCCUAGACUCAGUGCACAAGCUCAGGCCGCUGAGGAUAUUCUGGACAAAUACAGGAAUGCCAUUAAGCGAACCAGCCCCAGUGAAGGAGCAAUGGCGAGCUAUGAAAGUACAGAGGUCAUGGGCGACGGUGAGAGCGCCCAUGACUCUCCUCGAGAGGAGACGCUGCAGAACAUCUCGGCCGACGAUCUCCCGGACUCCGCGAGCCAGGCGGCCCACCCCCAGGAUUCUGCUUUCUCAUACAGAGACGCAAAAAAGAAACUGAGACUUGCUCUUUGCUCUGCGGAUUCUGUUGCUUUCCCAGUGCUCACCCAUUCAACAAGGAACGGUUUACCGGACCAUACAGACCCAGAGGACAAUGAAAUUGUAUGCUUCUUAAAAGUUCAAAUAGCUGAAGCAAUUAAUUUACAAGAUAAGAACUUAAUGGCUCAACUUCAAGAAACAAUGCGUUGCGUGUGCCGCUUUGAUAACAGAACUUGCAGAAAACUGCUGGCCUCUAUCGCCGAGGACUACAGGAAAAGGGCGCCCUAUAUUGCUUACCUCACUCGCUGUCGGCAAGGACUGCAGACCACACAGGCCCACCUGGAGAGGCUACUUCAGCGGGUGUUGCGGGACAAAGAGGUGGCCAAUCGGUACUUCACCACUGUCUGUGUGAGGUUGCUGCUUGAGAGCAAAGAAAAGAAGAUCCGGGAAUUCAUUCACGACUUUCAGCAACUCACAGCAGCUGAUGAUAAAACUGCUCAGGUAGAAGAUUUUCUGCAGUUCCUCUAUGGCGCGAUGGCCCAGGACGUCAUAUGGCAGAAUGCGAGCGAGGAGCAGCUUCAGGACGCCCAGCUGGCCAUCGAGCGCAGUGUGAUGAAUCGGAUUUUCAAGCUUGCUUUCUACCCGAACCAGGACGGUGACAUACUGCGUGACCAGGUUCUUCAUGAACAUAUUCAGAGACUGUCUAAAGUAGUGACCGCAAAUCACAGAGCUCUUCAGAUACCAGAGGUUUAUCUUCGGGAAGCCCCUUGGCCAUCUGCACAGUCGGAAAUCAGGACAAUAAGUGCUUACAAGACCCCCCGGGACAAAGUGCAGUGUAUCCUGCGAAUGUGCUCCACCAUCAUGAACCUCCUGAGUCUGGCCAACGAGGACUCCGUCCCCGGAGCAGAUGACUUCGUGCCUGUUUUGGUAUUUGUGUUGAUAAAGGCAAAUCCGCCCUGCUUGCUAUCCACUGUCCAGUAUAUCAGUAGCUUUUACGCCAGCUGUCUGUCUGGAGAGGAAUCCUAUUGGUGGAUGCAGUUCACAGCAGCAGUGGAAUUCAUUAAAACUAUCGAUGACCGAAAGUGACCAAGACCAAGGCCCACCAAGGCUUCAGACUGUUAGGCGGGCAAACAGAUCUCUUAGAAAAUGUACCAGCUGCUUUGAAGGCUGAAGAUUGUUUUUGUAUAAUAUUGUACAGCAUUCAGACAUUUUAAAACAGAUCUUUACUAAACAGAUUAAUGAGCUAACAAGCAGGUUCUCUUUUCUUUGGGCUCUUUUCCUUUCUGUUGCAUAUUUGGUUAUUUUCUUGUCCCAAGUAGAGAAUUAGUACUGCAAAAAGGGACCACAUUUUUCAGGUAUUUUGAAAUAUUAAAAAACAGAACAAAAUCUAGAAAAUUCCUAGAUCUCCAUUCAUGGAUACCCAUUCUUUCCUUUUAUUUAAAAAAAUAAAAAGAACAGUACACCUCUUUUUAGAUGCUGUCUAAUCUUACAUGCAUCUAAUGGAAGGAAGAUACCAGUUGCACCGAGAAUUAUAAUGGUGGUGACAUUAGUGGCUUUAUCUAUAAAUACACUCACCGGGAUGAAAAGCUAAGAAGGAAAUGUAAAUAUAAUAUAUAUUUAUAUUUGAUGUAAUAUGGACAUCUUCAGAUUCUAAUAAACAAGGAGUAUUGCUGAUAGUAGGCUGUGAUGUACCCUCUUGUGAAAUGGUUUCCUGGACAAAGUUUAAGCUGAGCUUAAAAGCAGCAAACAAAUACACAGAAAUAUUUAUUAAAGUGGAAAACAGUUUCUUGAACUUUCUAGGUGUGGAGUUUGAUGCACAAGACUGCCUUUGAUGAGGGCAUAACAAUCACUUAGACAUUCCUCACCACGGACGUCUUUGAGCCCGCAGGAGGAAGGAGGUAGACCCUUUAAUCACCAUGCAUUGCGUACGAAGGAACAGUAGACACCUAAUAGGUUACUGUGGUACUUCUUAUCUGAAAUACUAGAUAGAGUGUAGAAACCCCAAACUGAACUCCUUUCAAACCUUUAAUUGUAAUAUAUUUUUGAUGAUUAUUCACAUUGAAUGACAGACCAGGAAUUCAGUGAAUGUCAUUUUUUUAAAAACUGAUUUGUAUUGUCUGCUCUAGUGAUACAGGUUUUACUAGUGAUAAACUAUUUUAACCAACCAUAUUAUUCUUAUGGAAAAAAGUCUAUUUUGGCAGGUUUCUGUGCCUUUUAUUUCCCUCUUCUGAACAAAAGUCUAUGUUUCUGUAUUUUGGUUUGAUUGUAUAUUGCUAAUCAGGAAUGGGUUUUGGUGUCAGAAAUUGGCCAUGGAGGCACACCAAAGCUUCAAGCACAAGUCUUGUACGUAAGUCACGACUGACUGGUUUCACUUUGUACAUUUCCUAAACAUGGGGAGCUGCUUUUAUAACACACCUGGUCCCAUACUUUGAGUCCCUUGUUGUGGGCAGCAUUUCGAGGCAUUUUUAAGGGAACUGUGACAGACAACCUUGAGCAGAUGAAUACAGAGGCUGUCUACUUCUCUCCAAGACCUCUGUGUUUAAUUGUGCCUAAAGAAGCCAGAUUUUCUUUAUGCCUCCACCUCUUCUCAUUCAUUUAUUUAAAAAUACCAAAAUAACAAGUUGCAUAGGAGUGUGGGAUGUGGUUUCUGCCCUCUAGGGAGAGAUCAGAAUUCCAACUAGUACUACAGAAUGCCCUUUGGAAUGUUAGGCCAAGCACUCUGUGUGGACGUCAAACUUGCCUAGGUAUUAGAUUGUCAAAUCCUAUCAUAACUACUUUAUGAAACAAACAAACAGUCUGACACAGUUUCUAAGACCUAGGGGGAGUCCAUUUACUUCAGCAUUUGAUUCAAUAAACGUUAAGUUGAUAGAAGACUUGGAAUAGUUGAAAUGCAUUACUGUGGGAUUUCCUAGAGAUUUUUUUUUCUCCACAUGGUUGCUACACCUCUGCUGUGUUAUCACUAUGGAAAUAAACGCGAAGCUGUGGAUGUGG